Geodia barretti is the source of this 2279-nucleotide messenger RNA. NCBI's taxonomy places the organism in Eukaryota, Metazoa, Porifera, Demospongiae, Tetractinellida, Geodiidae. The record is from the annotation of a GenBank genome assembly.
GAGCCCCUUCGAUCGAUCGAGAGAGGGAACAACACGGCGGAGUUAUCGGGAUCGACUGAGGCUGACAGGAGCAGUGGGACUUAGCGAAUGGCCGACAGGCUACUGGAGAGGCGAUAUAGACAGAGACCGAGACAUAUCAGCCUGCAGUACGUCGUAUACACACCGCUGGGAUAGUGGGCCGCGACUCGUUAGCAAGACGUCAUUAUGCCGGGUCUGGCUCCAAACUGGGGAAUAGGCGACAAAACAAGACCCAACAAUGCCACCCCAGCCCUUAAAAACCCGGUCAUGGUUCAGAGUUGUCUGAGGACCAAGGUGUGCAAGCUGUGCUGGACGUUCCUGCUGGUGUUCCUGUGUUGUGUGUCUCUGGCUCUCUGGUUCAGAGCAGUGCAGGAGGGAUCAGUUCAGCUGGUCAUUCCUGGAGAACCUCCCGACAUAGGUGGACUGACAAUCACUAUACUCCCUGAGGAACCAGUGGUCAGAGAGGGGGACACUGCCCAACUAGUCUGCAUUGCCACAGGAGCAUCGGUGACUCAGUUCCAGCCUCCCUCCUCCCUCUCUCCCUCCCUCCUCUCCUCUGUUCACGUCACACUCCUUAGGGGAGGAGCAGUAAUGGCGGUAGAGAGAGCGACCAGGGGUCACGCCGGGUUCUACACCUGCCAGGCAGUGGGGCCGUCUGCACAGGAACUGCAACUAAGUGUGAAACUCAACGUUGAAACAAUAGGUGUUGAAUACAGUCCUCCCUCCUCCUCUCUCCUCCCUCCCUCUCCUCCUCUCACUCCGCACUCAUCACCAGCACCAGCAUAUCACACCAGAACUCAUCAGACGCCAAUGACCCAGGGGUUACCUCAUCAUCAUCACCACAAACCCAGACUGGCCUCACAGUGCAGGAGGUACAAGACUAACAGGACGAUAGGAAACAGAAACGCACUGCAGCCACAGAACAUUAUUUUUUCUACUGACCUCUCGGCCACUGUAUUUUUCACUCUAUUAUUGCCACCAAUAUAUACCACUAUAUAAACCUUUACCUGCACACGUGAAAAUGGUGUGAGAUUGAUAUACGACAAAUAAUGACCUCAGAUUCCAGCACUCCACAGACGUUUUUUCAAACCCAACCAGCAUGUAGAUACAUACUUCGUGACUCAGUAUUAUUAUAAUAUUACACUGAACACGGUUGUGUUGUACUCAUACACUACAGGAGGGCCUAUGGAGAAGAGACACAGGACAGCAAGUAGAGAGUAAUCACCAACGAGAGAGAGGAGAGAGAUGGACUAUGAUAAAGUUUCUCUGUUUCAGAACGCUGCAGUGGAUGACUACUGUUCGAGAUACGACCCCACCCCCUCCCACACCUCCCAUCCUCUCGCCUACAGCCGUCACAACCUUCUUGACCACACCCACCGAGUCCUCUUAUGCUUCCUCCCCAAAGUGGGCUGCACAAACCUCAAACUUCUCUUCUUUGCCAGUCAGGGCUUGAUCCCUUACUCUGAGCUCGAGAAAGCCCGAGAUCUUAUAAACCAGGAGAAACUCAUGGCAGUUGUACAUAGGAACAAUCUGCAGGGAAAUAGAAUAAGCUUACGUGAAGAUUUGCGUUCGUUGGACUAUUUCAAGUAUGUAAUGGUCAGAAAUCCAUUAGAGAGGCUGGUUAGUGCCUACAGGAGUAAGAUUGAGAGGUACAAUUUGACGGGAGUGCUAAAGGACACCCCUCAUUACAACUGGGCUCGCAGGGAAAUAUUCAAACACCUCCAUCCCGUCCAGUAUAGAUUAUGGGCCAAGGAAGGUAUGAGUCGACCGGUGAAAAUAUCAUUCGGCGAUUUCAUCACUUACUGGCUGCAACCGGAUCUGAUAGAGUUUAAGUACGACGAUCACUUUAUGUCGUUUUUACACAUUUGUCAGCCGUGUCGGACGAGGUUUGAUUUCUACGGGAACUUCCGCCACUUUACUCGAGAUGCUCGGGUGUUGAUAGACAAGGUUGGAGGCAGUUACUCGGACCUGCGGCAGGGCUACUAUUCCGACGACACUUUGUCCACUGACGAGAGGAUGAAACUCUAUUACUCCACGCUCCCCCAGAGUCAGAAGACUGACGUCAUCAGGAAGAUGGCUCUGGAGCUAGAGUUCCACUAUACCAUCUUCCCCGAAGAGAGAGACUCCCACAAACAGAUUCUCGGAAUUGAUGCUGAACUUCCACUCUAACAACACUCACACAGUUUUUUUCUUUUCAUUUUAGCAGCAUGCAACACCUUUGUGCAACAUUGAGUAAGAUAAUUAUUAUAGCCAUUCAGGCA